GGACAUUCAAUUAAUGCAACUAUACUGCAAUGUUCAUCCAUUGGAAACUAUUGCCUUAAAAGCAUUAUUAGCUCUUAAAACAAUAGAUAAUGAGUUGAAUAUAAAACCAGCUAAAGGAACUGAUGGGGUUGCAGUAACAGUCCUCAAAAAUAUUUCUAAGCUAAGGUAUAGUUUUAAAGCCGAUCCUGCAGCAUUCAAAAGCUAUCUUAAAAAAAACAAUGUUGCUCCAGGGCUAUUCCUUAGAUAUGUUGGUAGUAGAUUUCAUGUUUUGUUCCAUAUGGCAGGGAUUGUUGUUACAUACGAAAGACUUAUAAAAACCUUUCUUGAAAACAACACCAAAAAUAAAAUUUGCCAACUCUUACUUCAAGAUAUGAGUAAUGAUAUAACGCUUGUGCAACUGCAAGGGUUGGGCCUGAUAGGAAAAAUAAUAACUGGGCCAUGGAUGAGUCUGGUUUAUAAAAAUGCAACAGGAAAGAGUAAUCUUGAGUUUGGUGACAUUUUCCAGAAAGCAAUAAGGAAAUUAGCUUACUUCAAAAGUAAUCCAGAAUCAAUUCUUUAUACAGAUGUGGAUAUUUUUAGUCAAGUAUUAAAUAUCAAAAAAGAUAAGAUACACCAAUCCCUUCGUGUAAUAAAAAAUAAAAAUAUUUUGGUAAAGAUUUUAUCAGCUUUAAUAAACUACACAGAGACAGUUCUCAAAAGACAGAUGGCCAGGUAUUUGACUGGCAAUCUCUCAAAUCCAUCUAAAGAAAUGAUGAAAACCACACUAUCUGCUCCACCUCAUACAAUGGAGGCUGAAAGGAUCUUGGGCAUGCUUGAUUUUUUUUUGCGUCGUGCUCCUAAUGCUACUUUUGGUUUUCUGGAUUCUAAAAUAAAAGCCAGGGUAAACAAAACAUUAACAUGGCUUGAUGAGAAAACAUUGCCAGAACAAGAAGAUCUUAUUCAAUUUGUAAUUCGCAGAGGAGCUUUAACGUGUCAAGCCUCUAAAAAUUUUAAUAAUCUUUUGUAUGAAGAAAUAGGAAAAAGAUGCGCCAAAGCUAAUUCAAAAAAAGAGCGUCUGGAAAGAAAGCGACUAGAGAAGGAUAUUAAAAGAGCAAUAGCUGAAAAUGCCAAAACCACAAAUCCUCUUUUUGUUAAUAUUGAUGAAAAACAAAAACGAAUUUUAAGAGUAAUUUUGAAAAAUGGAAACUUGAUAGGGCAGCUCUUAAGCCAUAAAUGGGAGCUAGAUGAUGGUAAUAUACAUUUAUUUUUUGGUAGAAUUGUUGAUCAAAAGGUAGCAACAAAAAAAAAUCUUUUACAUACACAAUAGGAUAUUGGAAAGUCAAUGAAGAUGAAGCUGAAGAUAUUGACAUAAGCCAGGAAGGAGUUAUAGCAGAUCUAAUACUUAAAGACUUGGAGUUCAUUUAAAAAUUACUAUAAUAUAUUAGGCAUUAUUAUCUUUUA
Molecule: messenger RNA, 1440 nt
Organism: Hydra vulgaris (swiftwater hydra)
Lineage: Eukaryota; Metazoa; Cnidaria; Hydrozoa; Anthoathecata; Hydridae
Molecular function (GO): 3'-5'-RNA exonuclease activity
Source: RefSeq, a predicted model, not a curated record